CUUGGAACUUGACGCCGUUGCCCAGCAUCACUUGCUUCUUCCUCCGCGCUUGUUCUCCCCGACCGCCUGGUCUUCAUCGUCAUCCUACAUACCAACCUGCUGUGACAGCUCGUCCUUGUAAUAUUCUACCUGGCAUUUGCUCCCCUAUUUUGGCACCACCCUCUUGUCCUCCUAUAACCUCACCACACGUAUUUUUAACCUUGGCCGAGUCGUUGGCCUGUUGGUUGUCCCGUCCCAAUUGUUUGCACCGUUCCCAUCCGUCUGGGUCACCCCUGUCUCCAACUGCUGCCCAUCGCCGACGACUCGAUUCGGGCCCGAUUGAAUCAAUCACCUGCAGGAAUAGCCCGCCACGGCGAAGCGGAAGAAGGGGACGAAAACCAGGAGGAAAGACGGUCAAGUCGACGGGAUAAAGCAGCCGGUAAACCGCCGCACGUGCUCGCAGCCGCACGGCCCAACUGGUUCUAGUUGAGAUCCGGGGUCCUGUAUGUCACGCAGCACCCCAGCCGUUGUCUAUUGACCCGUUGUCCAUUGGGCGCCAUCAAAUCACCACCCCAGAGUCCCCCGUCAUCGCGCUUGGCCGCCCCAACCCAUCCAUGCUAAUCAAACGCGAUUGUGCCGAUUUGAAAAGCCACCUGCGAAAGACGCUCACGCCCACGCCCCUCCCCUUUGGGCUGUCAAUAUCCGUGCCCUCGACGCUGCCGCCCUCGUGCCGAUUCGAUUUGCCGCUCGAGCCCUGACACCAUUCAGCUUCCGCUGCCGAAUCUCUCAGAUCCCAUUGACGCCUUUGCUGCCCUGCCAAACGCCCCGACCACGCCCGCGGCGACAUCAUACCGAGCCGCCGCCCAUUGAGCCCACCACUAGACGCCGCUGGCUGUAUCCGUCGCGAGCGUUGCGGCCCGGCCCGAUUCGCUUUAGCACCCCAGACACCCACCCCAGCUCGGAGGGAGCCUCCGCGUUUGAAUAAUUUCCGUCCUCCCGCUGGCCACGAUCUAGCCAAGCCUCGAACGCCCUUCCCGCAUCUCGAGCGCCCUCCCACCGGCGACGCCUCGUUGCCGGACCUGACAGCCAUGCCCACGCCAUCGUCCUCUCACACCCCCGACCCGCGUCCACACCCCUUCGCAUCGACGUGUCCCGAUGACCAGCAAGACACGCAGCCUCCGUCGCCGUCAAGCUGGCACCCCCUCCCACCACCGCCCUACAGCAACAGCACUUCGCAGAUCAUAGUCGGCCUCCCAGUGUCUACUGGGCUGCUCGCCGCCGAGUCGCCCGAAUCACUCGAGUCGCCUCAGUCUCCAGAAUCCCGCCCGACCUCAAGCAGCGAUGUGGAUGGACCCUCAUCGUCGCUCGGCCGUGAGGAGACAGCCGAGACCUCCAUGACUACUGAGGAGGAUGACGAUGCGCUCAAAGCUGCUGAACAGCUGCAAGAAGACAUGGCGAGGCUAGACGGCGCCGUCGAUGGUGAAGUCGCCAUAAGCGGUUCGGGUGCACUUUCACACCAGGACGGAGUGCUGGUCUCGCGAUCCUACGGGUCCAGCUCGAGGAGGCGGCGGGCUGCCGACGCGCCCGGCUCACUACGAGGAAGACGAAAGGCGCAAGACGAGGUCGGGGAGGAUGAUUAUAUGCUAGUCGACUGGGAAUACGACACCUCGGUAGCAGGGCACGUCUUCUCCCAAUUAAGGAUAAUUCCGACGACGCCGUCUUCAUACCUGCGCCCGGGCAGCAAGUUCUACGGGACGCAGCAGUCCGAGCGUCAAGUUUAUGAUGUACAGGUUGAGAUCAAGCACGUGGACCUGAGGGAGUCGUUUCUCUGCGGGUACCUGCGCAUCCAAGGUUUGACCGAAGACCACCCGACGCUGACGACAUACUUCGAGGGAGAGAUAAUCGGCUCCAAGUACUCCUUCAUAACCAAGAACGAGUCCUGGGGCGCUAAUGACAAGACGGACCUGACACACUGGUCCAAGUUUGCCGCCUUCCAGCCGCUGGCCAAGGCUGUGAAAAAGGGCGGCGCGGGCGCCGUCAUCAAGGAUGUUGCGCAGCGCGAGCACAUCUUUAUGCGCUGGAAGGAGCACUUCCUCGUGCCCGACCACCGUGUCCGCACUAUUAACGGCGCCAGCUUCGAAGGAUUCUACUACAUCUGCUUCAACCAGAUAAGAGGCGACGUUACCGGAAUCUACUUCCAUAGCAAGAGCGAGAAGUUCCAGCAGCUCGAGCUCAAACACGUAGAAGACAGGGGUUGCUACGGUGCCCUGGAAUUCCGGUAAUGCGGCGGUGGAUGUUUGUCCACAAACACACAGCACGACGACUGCGAUCAUGGGCUAGGCGACACAAAGGCCACCUCUCACGAGAGGGGUGGGAGAUGAUGUACGAGACAUUCGCCGCCACUUGCUGCCUAGGUUCAGGGCCAAUGGGGACACACUUUGGAGACCUCCUGGGGCGAUUCGAUUCAUGGGGCGCUCGGAGUCGUAAGAUGGGCCCUGGCUGUCCGUGGCGCUCCCAUGGUUGCGCUGGGCCAUGUACAUGCCAUGCGAGAUGAUGACGGCAUGAAGGAACGGAUGCUGGCCGGAGGCUGUAGCAUUGGAUAUACACGGGGAUCAGAACGGCAACAACAGCACAUUUCGGGUCUUUCUUUUCUUUACGUGUGAGUGUUCCACGAGCGGUUGGUUGUGUUGGCUUCGCCGCCCUCCCGUCGGCCCCUUUCCUCACUGCUGGCAUUGGGAGCUUCCAUCUCAUUUUACUCUUUCAAUCAUUAAAGCCAGGCCUAGGCUGGUUCCGUUUGGUCUUUUUUUUUUUUUUUGGAGGUACAUAGCAUUGGGAGGUCUUACAGCAACAUGGAAUUCUUAUAUGGGACGCCUGGAUAUCUUUUCACAAAACCGGGCGGGCGCUGGAGCUGCUCUCGCACCAUUUGUUGGGCUUGCCGAAGCCGGUGGUGAGCUUUCUGUGAGGCGUUCUCCCCUGUUCUUCGUUUAUUUUAUUUGGGUUGUCUUUUUUUCCUAAUGGGUGGCUGACGGUGUCCGCUCGAUGUCGUCAGUCUUGAACUUUGUAAAGUAGCCUCUCCUGAACGGGUUCAGCUCGUCCGCCGUCCUGCCCUCGCUCUCUCUGGCCGCGCGCCUCUCCAAGGCCUCACACAGCGCCACGGCAUCUACCAGAUCGUCUGGUAUCCUGCGGUAUGCAAUCAAGCGUCUCGACCCUAAAUAGAAAGCGGGAUACCUUGCAUUAGAACAUGUCCUUCCGAAUAGCGCUUCGAUAGGAGAAAACACUCGUCGGCGUAGACCCGGCAAGUUAAGCACUCUGGCCAAGGUUGUUGCUUUAAAGGUGUGUUGGG
Molecule: messenger RNA, 3322 nt
Organism: Gaeumannomyces tritici R3-111a-1
Lineage: Eukaryota; Fungi; Ascomycota; Sordariomycetes; Magnaporthales; Magnaporthaceae
Exons: 4
Coding region: 1068-2261 (397 amino acids)
Biological process (GO): protein catabolic process in the vacuole; protein targeting to vacuole; proteasome-mediated ubiquitin-dependent protein catabolic process
Cellular component (GO): extrinsic component of membrane; GID complex
Source: RefSeq, a predicted model, not a curated record